UGUGCUUUCAAAUUAUGAAUCAAAAUCUAGUAUAACAUUAAACUUCCACGGGUGCUAGGUCCAGCUUCAUCAAGAGGUGUUUGCUGAAUCUAUUGCUACCUAACCCGAAAAUCGAAACAACGUUUUUAGACAUCUCAACUAUAAAGCCGAUUCUGCAAAAUAUGUAUAAAAGCCUUUUUAUACCCCUCUUUUCAUCUUUAAAUACGUGCUAAUUGAUGCUUAAGCGCAGAGGAGUGCCGGUGGAGGAGAUGCAGAGAAGCAGUAGAUGGAGCAAACUGUCGUCACACAUGGUCUUGUCAGUUUAGUCCUUUGCAAGGUAUCGUUACGUUACCACACACAACACAUUCUUCUUCCUUUAGAACAGUCUUUUUGUCUCUCAUUGAGCUAAUGUUAAGUAUAUUAUUGCAUUAUAUACAUGCUCAGUCAAACGCACCUUUUGGAACAUGCAAUGCUCCUCAGUGAGCUAAAGUUUGUUUUGAUAUGACACAAACCUUGUAUAGACGGAUACAAAGUGAGGAAUUGUGGUGAACCUUCUGCAACGGUAUCUUAUCUCUUUGAUAGGUAGGCCCAAAUGAUAUUGGUGGCCACAAAUCUUGCGUGGAAUAUAUAUUGAUACCUUUGUUUCCACAAAACUUUCUUUCUUGCUUAUUCCAGUCAGUCAACGAAAAUUGAUGUUAGUAUGUACGCAUAGCUUCUUUAUUAAUUAUUCCUCCAUCUUAAAAAACUCUGUGAUCUUGAUCCUCUCUUCAUCAUACUAAUGGAUUAUUAUGUUUCCCUUACCACCGUUGUUGCUGCUGCAAUAUGCUUCUUGGCGCUUUUGGGUACAAUUUUUUUCAACAGAAAAUCAAGAUCCCAUCAAGAAAACAAAACAAUGGCUUCUUCUUUAACUCUUUUGGAUCCUACGUAUUCUUUUCCACACAGCUGGAAACACCAUGUCUUCCCAAGCUUCCACGGAGAAGAUGUCCGAAAAAACUUUCUCAGCCACAUCCUCAAGGAGUUCAGGAGCAAAGGAAUCGAUCUAUUCAUUGACAAUGAUAUAGAGAGAAGUAAGCCGAUUGGUCCUGAGCUAAUAGAAGCUAUUAAAGGAUCGAGGAUUGCUAUUGUCUUGCUCUCAGAGAACUACACUUCUUCGACAUGGUGCUUGAGUGAGCUUGUGGAGAUCAUGAAGUGCAGAGAGAAGUUGGGGCAAACAGUGAUUUCUCUUUUCUAUGAAGUGGAUCCAACUGAUGUAAAGAAGCAGACUGGUAAGUUCGGGAAGGUCUUUAAAAAAACUUGUAAAGGUAAAACAAAGAGCGACAUCAAAAUAUGGAAACAGGCUUUGGUGGAAGUUGCCAAAAUCGCCGGUUACCAUUCAAGAAACUGGAAGACCGACGCAGAGAUGAUUAAAGAUAUUGCCACUGAUGUUUCAUACAAGUUGAACCAUUCGGCACCAUCCAGUGAUUUUGAAGGCUUAGUUGGGAUAGAAUCUCAGAUGACAAAAAUAGGAUCAUUGUUACAGCUAGAUUCGGAUGAAGUGAGAAAAAUAGGGAUUUUGGGUCCGCCUGGGAUUGGUAAGACCUCCAUUGCUAGAUCUCUAUACAAUCGACAUUCCCAAGAUUUCCAACUGAGUGUCUUUAUCGAUAAUAUCAAAAGAAAGUAUGUGAUACCGACUUGUUCUGAUGACUACAGUGUGAAGUUGUAUUUACAGAAGCAGUUUAUGUCUCUACUAACCAAUGAGACAGAUAUCAAGAUUCCACAUUUGGGAAUCGUCAAAGACAGGUUGAAAGACAGAAAAGUUCUUGUCGUCCUUAAAGUUCAGUUAUGAUGCCUUAAAUCAUGAAGAUAAACUUUUAUUUCUUCAUAUAGCCUGCUUUUUCAAUGGUGAACAAGUUGAUAUAGUGGAAGGCUGUCUAGCAAAAUGUUUUUUGGAUGUGACUCAAGGGCUUCGCGUCUUAGCUGAAAAAUCUCUCAUAUCUAUGGAAUCGAGAGCAAUACAAAUGGCUGAGUUGCUAGUCCACUUGGGAAGAAAAAAUGUACUAGAACAAUCUGUUAGUGACCCUGGUAAACGCCAGUUUUUGAAUGGUACAGUUGAUAUCGGUGAAGUACUUAGUGAUGAUAAAGCCGUAAGUUUUAAGGAUGGUAUUUUCAGUACAGUAUAUUUGAUAUUAUAUAAUAACUAACCAUUCUCUAUUGAUGUUUCAUUGGGAGUUUUACAGGAUGUAGCAGUGUCAUAGGAAUCGAUCUUAAAGAGGAGGAGGACAUAUCAUGUACAAGUGAAAGAUCCUUUGAAAGAUUGACUAAUCUUCAAUUCUUAAGAAUCAGUGGCAAUGGCAUCAACCCACAAAGUCUGAACUACAUAUCCCAAAAACUUAGAGUACUCGUGUGGUCGGAGUUCCAGAUGCCAUCUUUUCCUUCUAGUUUUAAUCCAAAGUUCCUAGUCAAACUCGAGAUGCAGUUUUAGCGAUCUUGAGAAAUUGUGGGAUGAAAUUCGAGUAAGCAAUUCUUUAUUUUCAGAAAUAACUGUCCAAAUUAGGCUAUCUAACCGGACAGUUCUAAUAUGUGUUUAAUACUAAUUCUAUCAAUGUGUUGGUCUUGUGUGCUUC
Molecule: messenger RNA, 2582 nt
Organism: Brassica napus (rape)
Lineage: Eukaryota; Viridiplantae; Streptophyta; Magnoliopsida; Brassicales; Brassicaceae
Product: probable disease resistance protein RPP1
Exons: 2
Coding region: 758-1804 (348 amino acids)
Biological process (GO): signal transduction; defense response
Source: RefSeq, a predicted model, not a curated record